AUGCUAGAACAUAAUCAAAUUGCGAUGUCAAUGCUGGCAAUGGCGGAAACUUUGCGAACUCAACAUCCACCAAAGCUAAAAAUGGCUAUAAAAUGCGCAAGGGGUGCAUUGAAAUUAAAUCUUUCCCCUGAAACUGUAGCUCAUUGUCAAUUACAAUUGGGAAAAUUAUUGUUGUUUUACACGGAUCAUUAUGAAAUAGCGAGACAACAUUUACAUUAUGCCUAUGAAUCCUUAACGACUAUGGGCGAUUUUUACGUUUUAAAACGUCUCGAGGCCCUUUCUCUGCUAUGCGAUCUUUACAUUCAUAGCCAAAUGUGGCCAAUGAACACAAUUUUGGGGCUUAUCCGAAAAGAAAUGGGAUAUGCUAAACAAUUUUCGCAUUAUCAUCACAAAUUGCUUCUUUAUUUCAUUGAAGCCUGCAAAAUUGAAAGAAACACAAAAGCGGCUUUGGAUGCAUGCGAUCUUGCUAUCCAAUCAAUUGAAAGCCACAAACCCAUGGAGUUAUAUUUCCGGAUAACGAAACAUUUGGUUCGAUAUCAAAUGUUGCGGGAAGAGCCUGAUCCGCAAGAUGUUCUUCAAAUAGGUGCAAUGAUAAAAGAAUUGGAACAAAAUCCAAUCAUGGAGUUUCAUUUGAAGAAUAUUAAAGGUUUCUUUAUGUGCACUAAAUUGGCUUUCAUGCUUUCCGAAGGAUUGUCCAGAACGUCUCGGUCGCUUUUAAGACAGCUUCAGCAUGAAGUUACUACAACUUCUAAAGAUUGCAUUAAUGGCAUUAGAUGGAUGGAUGAAACCGCAAUGACCGUUUUUGCCUGUGUGAUGACUGUCGUGAGUGCCGUGGUCCAAUGCAGUUACGACCGUGCUUAUAAGUACCAUAUGAUUGCCAUCAAACAUGCUGAUGAUAUUAUCACAAAGUCGACACGAACCCCUCAAGAAUUCGCCGUGGUUCGUUGCAUCAAUCAAAUGAAAAUGACAUCUCUCGAAUUGAUGGCGACGUGUAAUAUUAUGGCUUGUCGGCCAGACGCAUGUCUCAAUAAUAUGCGCGACAUGAUCAUAUUCAGCUCAAGAUGUGGUGGUGAAAUUCUUCAACGAGAAUUCGAACCGCAUUUGCAGUAUCUUCUUGGAAUGCUGUGCAGCUAUACGAAACAGUAUGACUUGGCUGAGAGGCAUUUCGCAAGUGCUAUUGAGAUGUAUAGCAAAAGAGGAAAUGAUUCUAACAUUCUGUGUCUGCUUUAUGUAAAUCUUGCACUAACAUAUCUAAAUCAGAUGAAACUUGUGGAAUAUUACGAUAUCGCAGCACACUUAGCCCCAUCCAGAAUAGCAGAUUGCUCGCCAAUGGUUCGGAAUAACGUCAAAUUCUUGAAUGCGAUUUAUUACCAUUUGAAUCAGAAACCGAAUGAGUGCAAAAGUGUCAUUCAUGAAUUGUUACAAGACGCAAAAGCUGAAGACUUUUUCCGACUUCAUGGUCUCGCUUUACUAAUGCUUUCAUUAUUGGCGCCGGUUGAUGAAACGAGCGUCAAGCCGACAGUUGAUUGGAGCAAAAAGUCAUAUGAUCACGCGGUUGUUCUGUGGAGUCAUAAUUUUUAUGCGAAAUUGUUAUCGCGACGAGGUGAAGACACGACGGAGAUAAUGGCGGAAAUCACGAAAUCGUUUGACGCUCUCAAUGUUGAUCACCUCAUACGGCAAAGUAUGGAAUCACAGGCUGCUAAUCUUGUAAAUUGGGUUGAUGGAAAUGUACAUGAUUAUAUGCCAAAGGACGACUUGUAA
Caenorhabditis bovis is the source of this 1761-nucleotide messenger RNA. NCBI's taxonomy places the organism in Eukaryota, Metazoa, Nematoda, Chromadorea, Rhabditida, Rhabditidae. The record is from the annotation of a GenBank genome assembly.